Molecule: messenger RNA, 2012 nt
Organism: Contarinia nasturtii (swede midge)
Lineage: Eukaryota; Metazoa; Arthropoda; Insecta; Diptera; Cecidomyiidae
Gene: RhoGAP5A
Product: N-chimaerin
Exons: 4
Coding region: 137-1654 (505 amino acids)
Biological process (GO): regulation of GTPase activity; signal transduction
Molecular function (GO): GTPase activator activity
Source: RefSeq, a predicted model, not a curated record
UGUACAAACGUAUUCGCAUGAGUUGUUUACAGUGUUUUGCAAAGUUCUAGUGCAUUGUCGUUUUCGUGCACAGAUUUCAUGUUUUUUAUGUGCCAAUGUGAAAUCAAAAGUGAAUUUGUUUGAAUGUUUUUUCUAAAUGAUUAAACAAACAUCGGCACUUAAAAUGUCGAAUGGAACUGAGCAAAAUUCACCCAUCCACAAAGUUUGGAAACCCGAAUUGUACAAAAUUCAAUUGGAAGCUCCAACGCCAAAGGCAUUAUUGCGAAGUGAUGAUAUUAAAGAUGAUUUGUUGCCGGAUUGUUAUGGAUACGAGUAUCAUGGUGUAAUGGAUCAUAAAGAAUCCGAAACAUUACUCAAUGAGAAAUGUGAUGGAUCGUAUUUGGUGCGACAAAGCCCUGGUGCGACCGAUUUUUAUACAUUGUCACUUCGAUUUAACAGCCGCACCAAACACUAUAAAAUUUAUUAUAAGCCGAAUUGUGGACAUUUUCUUAAAGAAGAUUUCAAGAGAUUCGAGACUAUUCAUGAUUUAGUGGCCGAUGGAUUGGUGAACUUUUAUAUGCAAAUGCAUGCGGCUCCAAUCAUAAAAUCGAUGAUGACACAAACAAAAAAUAGCUAUCAACAAAGUCCAUACAUGACACUCAACCGACGAAAAUUACGUGCCCUUUCGAAUGAUUUGCGUAAGAGUUUAAAAUAUGAUAAUCAACCGCCGAAUGACAAUGCCACAUCGAUUACAACAUCAUUGACCGCAGCAUCAAUUACGAAUUCAAGUGAGACAAAAACCACCGAAAAUACACAAAAACAAAACGAGGAAAAUAUGAAUCACUUGAAUUUAAAUGAAAAAAAUCAGGCAUCGACCGUCGACGAUAGCGAUGUUCUUCCAGUGGUUUAUCAGAAAUCACAUAAAUUCAAAAUUCAUACAUUCAAAGGUUUAAAUUGGUGUGAAUUUUGUGCUAAUUUCCUAUGGGGUUUCACUGCUCAAGGUGUCAAAUGCGAAGAUUGUGGCUUUAUUGCCCACAAUAAAUGUUCCGAAUUAGUUCCUGCCAAGUGUCUACCCGACAUGAAGAAGAUCCGCGGCGUUUUUGGCUCGGAUUUAACAACUGUGGUUACAGCACACAAAUGUACGAUUCCAUUUGUUGUGCGACGUUGUGUGGAAGAAGUUGAAGCACGUGGAAUGUUACAAGAGGGCAUCUAUAGAGUAUCUGGUUUUGCUGAUGAAAUUGAUGCUUUGAAAAUGGCACUAGAUCGGCAUGGUGAGAAAACGGAUAUGUCUGAAUCAGCUUAUAGCAAUAUCAAUGUCAUCGCUGGAACUUUGAAAUUGUAUUUAAGACUUUUACCUGUUCCUCUCGUUACAUAUCAUGCAUACCCAACGUUUAUUCAAUCAACGAGUUGCACAUCAAUUGGAGAGCAAGUACUAAAAAUGCGUGAGGCUGUCAAACAGUUGCCGCCAGCUCAUUUUAACUGCUUGAAAUUUGUUAUCGAACACCUUAAUAGAGUUUCUUCUCAUCACGCUGUGAACAAGAUGACCGAACACAAUAUCGCCACCGUCUUUGCCCCAACAUUAAUCGCAACACCGCCACAUUUAACUGAUUUAUCGCAAGAAAUAUUUGCACUGACUUCAUUGAUCACCCAUUGCCAUGCGGUUUUCAUGAAUUAAAUCCCAUUUUCCAUACAUACAUAUACUCAAUCGAAUUUCCAAUAUUUUAUUGCAAAUUUAGCAUGAAUUUUAUAUUGAAAAUUGAAAUUAGUCUAAUUGCAAUGUUUUAAUGUAUUUAAUUAAGUGUAUAAUCAUUAAUGAUAGGCCUAAUUAUUAUAUAUUCAAAGGCGUCAUUUUUUUCUUUGCACAAUUUUGUUUUUGCUGUACGCACAUUUAUAUAUCGAUCAUCACAUUCAAUCCCAUCAUUUUUUUGGAAAUGUUUUUACAUUUAGAUCCAAAGCGAAACAAAAACGAAAACAAAAACACAGGAACACUUUUUUAUUCGUGUGAAUAACACAAUAUUGGUAUUUAUGUUUGC